Molecule: messenger RNA, 747 nt
Organism: Clunio marinus
Lineage: Eukaryota; Metazoa; Arthropoda; Insecta; Diptera; Chironomidae
Source: the annotation of a GenBank genome assembly
AUGGAAUUGGAUUUUAAAAUUGAAUUUCGUUUCAUUGAAAAGUUGUUCCAAAUUAUGUGUAAGAAAAAUCUCUCACCUGUUUUGAGGAAAAAAGAAAUAUUUCAAAGAGAUUUAAAACUCAAUUUACCAAACACUCAUUCAUCUCACGAAAUAAAUCUCAUGAUGACCACUUUUUAUCAAAUUAUAGGAGUUGUCAUAGUUGUUGGUUGUGAUUCGUUCUUCAUCGUGUUGACGUUCCAUUGCGUUGCGAAAAUGGAUGUCUGCUGUUCUGAAGCAUCGAAAAUUGACGGAAGAACUGAUAAAAAGUUCAUUUCGAAUUUAGUUGAAAAACAUUUUCGCGUUCUUGAAAUCAUUAGAAUUUCUGAAGAAGUUUUGAAUCCAAUUUAUUUUCAUCAACUUGUUUCAACUUUUGGAGUAUUAGUUUGCACUGGAUUCAACAUCAAAGCAAAAGCUGAUUACCUUUCUUCGAUACUUCUAAUUUUGUCACUAUUUCAAUUUUAUUUUUAUUGUUUUCUCGGAAAUUAUGUGUCAUCAAUGUGCGAGAAGUUCCAGUCAUCCAUUUAUUGUUCAAAAUGGUACGAAAUUAAAGACAUCUCAACAAAAAAGAAAAUUCUCUUCAUGAUGAUGAUGGCACAGCGCAGAAAGGGAUUUUCAAUCCUCCGAAUCAAACCAUUGAAUUUGGAAACAUAUGCAGAUGUUAUGAAACAAGCUUACACGUUUUUGAACAUCUUGUUGGGAGUUUUGUAA